AUGAAAUACGAGGCACACAUUAAUAUAGAGUGGUGCAAUCAAAGUACUUCAAUUAAAUAUCUCUUCAAGUACAUCAACAAGGGUUCUGAUAGGAUCUCGGCUGUUAUUGUUCCAAACAACACUGGAACCGAUGGAAAUAUUGAUGAAAUCAAACAAUACCUUGAUUGUCGAUAUGUCUCACCAAGCGAAACAUGUUGGAGAAUCUUCUCUUAUUCAAUUUAUGGCAGGAAACUAACUGUUGAAAGGUUAUUUUUUCACAUGGAAGGAGAGAAUUCUGUAUACUACAAAGAUUUUGAACAUAUUAGAACUCUCCUUCUUAAACCAAGUGUCAUAGAAUCAAUGUUUACUUCUUGGUUUGUGGCAAAUACUCGGUAUGAAGAGGCAAAGUUAUUAACAUAUAGUCAUUUUGUGUCCAAGUUUGUUUAUGACAAGAAGAAAAAGGUGUUGGAAACUGCGUAA
Lathyrus sativus (Indian pea) is the source of this 459-nucleotide messenger RNA. The record is from the annotation of a GenBank genome assembly. NCBI's taxonomy places the organism in Eukaryota, Viridiplantae, Streptophyta, Magnoliopsida, Fabales, Fabaceae.